AUGGCCAGGUCCCAGAAAACAAGCAAGCCCAAGCCAACGGCGUCCAAGGGCGUUACGAAACGCCUCGCUCAGUCCGCAGCUGGCGCCUUCGUCACUCUCAAAAUAUCCCCUCACUUGUUACGCAAGCGUGCAAUAUCAUCUACUACUGAUAUACGAUCUUCAGCAGAAAUAGAUGUCGAUGUGGAAGACGACGACAUGCAGACACGAGGUGCGUGGGACAAGAAUCUGGCCAAUUCGAAAAACAUCCGACGACGAUCAGCAUCCCCCCAACCCACCAAUCAUCAUGAUGGCUCAGGUUCCUCUGCCUCCGACUCCGACUCGCCUCCAACAAACAAGCGCAAAGCCCACAUUAGGGCGCAGCACAAAGCAAGACGCGUCAAGUUGAAAGCCAAACGCAUCCAAUCUAGGCGCAGUGCGUCACCCGAGGCCACAUGCACAGCACCAGAGAGUCCAACAACGCCUAUCUAUGAAUCCGUCCCUGGCGUUGCUUCCAACGGAGAAAAUGCAACCCCCGAUUCAUCCUCUUCUUCACCCGGCUCUGCUUCCGACAUCAAGGCCGUUUUAGAGAACGAAGGACCUCAAGACGAAGUCGGCGCCGCAAUGGCCGAUGAUGCCUCCAAACCUCCUCGCCCAUCCUUAAAACUCAGCUUCAGCAGGCCUUCCAUACCACAGGUGAAUGAUGGCCAGACUGCACAAACGCCCAAUCCUCAGAGCGCUGUGCGCACUCCAUCUAUCAAGUUGAAACUAGGCGGUACAUCCACAGCACCCCCGACGCCUGCCAGUGCAACUGGAGGAAAACGAAAGAAGAAAGAGUCGGAUGAAGCGACUCCUGGUUCUGCUACCAAGAAGCGGAAACUACAAAAUGGCACAAAGGAACUACCUUUGGAGGGUGGAAAAUCUACGCAACCACCCGCCAGGCCAAAAAUUACUUUCAAGAACACUGCCACCUCUGUCCCCAGCGUGGCUCAGACUCCAGCACCCCUCCUCAAACUCAAGUCGAAAGGCAAGAUACCAAAGCGACCCCCAGGUAUGGGAUACGACUCAGAGCUCGAAGAUCGAGAGCAAGACCCUGUCAUACUCGAAGGAUUUAUCUUAAGAAUGCAGCCAGGCCCCGAUUGUGAUUAUUUGCGCAAGCAGAUAGAAGAAGGCAAAAUAGGGAUUUCGCGCUUUAAGGGAGGCCCCGAAGUUACUCUACGCAUGCUGGACACUCUCGGAAGGCGAGGCAUUAUGGUCAUCAAGGCAAACAAAUAUGCGACGACGUUGGUGGAUCUUCCAUGCAUCAUCGAAGGCAUGAAAUCAUGGGACAAGAAGGGCUGGAUGAAAAGUACUGAUAUCUGCCAAAUGUUGUUGGUACUGGGAAGAUGUGCCUCAGACGAUGAAGCAAGGAAUUAUCCAUUGCCACCAGACGUCGACCCUCAAACAUAUCAAUACGCCCAUGGACUGACUGCACCCAUGAAAUGGGUGCGCAAACGACGAUUCGCUCGAACGAAGCGAGCCAAGGUCGAUGACAUUGAAGCCGUCGAACGGCGUGUGGCCGCGCUAUUAGAAGCGGACAAGGCAGCUGUAGCUACCAGAUUCCAACUUCAUGAUAGUGAUCCACGGCUGAUCGAACAGCCCAGUGAAUACUUUUCUGAUGAGGGCGAUGAUGAAGGGGCUGAAGAUGCCGAAGGCGAAGACGAUGAUGGUGGAUAUUUCCCAGUCGUCGAUGAGCUUGAUGAUGAUGCAGUCAAUGAAUUUCAGAACUAUUGGGAGUCAGAUGGUGAGGGAGAUGGGCCCGAACCAGCUGCAACUGGAGUCACAUCACAUCCUCACACUGGUCUUCAGCCUCCUGAUGCGUUUGAUUCGUCCAUCGCAGUCACGAGCAAUUCUGCUUCACCAUUGGUUACGGCUGCUCAAACGCCUGCCUCGGCUGCUGGCCACUCUUCGGGUGAUGAAGAUGCGGAAGGCGAUGACGAUGACGAUGAUGACGACGAUGAAGAAGAAGAACGUGAUGAUGACCAAAAAGAGGAAGAUGAGCAGAUGCGCAGAGCCAAAGAGGCAAUCGGGGACUACAAGCUCAAGAUCAAACAGCAUCUUGAGAAAAUCAAUGCACCCGGCACACUCCCGGUGCUCAAGAGAAAACUUGCCAACCAGGUACAGAAUCUCAGAGCGGACAUCGUCCAGAGAAAGAAGACGGCGGGAAUACCUUUGGACGAUGAAGAUGAGGAAUAA
This is a messenger RNA of Exophiala bonariae, 2211 nucleotides long. RefSeq lists its product as uncharacterized. Gene Ontology annotation, cellular component: transcription factor TFIID complex. Bases 1 to 2211 code for a protein of 736 amino acids. Gene Ontology annotation, biological process: RNA polymerase II preinitiation complex assembly; transcription initiation at RNA polymerase II promoter. Gene Ontology annotation, molecular function: RNA polymerase II general transcription initiation factor activity. The transcript has a single exon. Lineage: Eukaryota; Fungi; Ascomycota; Eurotiomycetes; Chaetothyriales; Herpotrichiellaceae. The record is from RefSeq and is a predicted model, not a curated record.